Molecule: messenger RNA, 2732 nt
Organism: Pectinophora gossypiella (pink bollworm)
Lineage: Eukaryota; Metazoa; Arthropoda; Insecta; Lepidoptera; Gelechiidae
Exons: 3
Coding region: 161-625 (154 amino acids)
Source: RefSeq, a predicted model, not a curated record
GUUUAUCUAAAGGUGUACACUGUUGACGUGUGGUGAGAUUAAAUAAUAAAAUAGGAUUGAUAAAUAAUAAUUUAAUAAUACCUAAUCAUUAUUAAUAAUUGGUGAUGUGAUAAUAGUGUUGUGUACAAUAAGUGCCGCCUGUCGGUAACAAAGUAACAAAAUGGCGGACGAAGCGCAAGGGCCUACGAUCAACAUCGGCGAUGCGAUAAAAAAAUCGAUUGCCGAAUCGAUGAAAAACAUCGAUCCGGUGGCGAUUAUGCAAAAAAUCGUCGCCAGCACACCCGAAGAGGAGGAAUCCGAUGAAGUGAGGCAGAAACUGCAAGGAGUCUUGCAGAAAUAUAACGACAUGAACGAAGAUGAUAGGGAGCAAUUUGUUAGUCAAAUGAAAGAGAUACUCGCUAAUCGAAUUACUAUGAAGAUGAAGGAUUUCAACCCGAAUCUCGAUGGUUUGCAAGAGGAGAUCGGACAGGCAAUUAUGUAUAGACUGGCGUUGUUAGGCGUUGGGGCGUUACUUCUAGUUAUCUUGUUUGUAUUCUUCGGCUACAAACUAUACAAGUCUAUAAAGGAGAAGGAAGUGAGAAGAGAAGAGAAGAAGAAGGCGAAACAGAUGAAGAAGAAGAAGUGAUAAAUGAAGACAAAAACAGACAAUGCCGAGUCACGACUAUCUACGUAUAAAACUCAACAAUUACUCAAUAGAUAGAUUUUCGAAAUGGUUCUAUAUAAUACUAUAUUUUAAAGGAGAAAAAUGAAAUUUUAAUUUAAUCAUAUAUAAUAAUUGAGUAAACUCAGUGAAAUAUAGCUAAUUAGGGACCUUAGCCAAAUUGCGAAUGAUUAUGACAAUAUAUAGUCAAAUAAUUUGAUUUGACUAGUUGGAAACUAGUAUGGAAUUUGUAUGAAAAAGCAUAUUGUGACGUCAUAGAAAACGUGAUAAAAUAACAGAUUUAUUACUUUUUUCUUGAUUAAAAUUCAUAAAUAAUCAGAUUUAGUAAUUAGAAUUUAAAAAAUUUUCUUGAACCUAGUACACGACCCAAUCGACAGUUUGUUCUUUUUACGUAACUUAUUGUAGAUUUCCGCUAAAGUUUAUAAUAAACUACUUGGCCGAACAAUUGACUAUAAAAAUGUAUGAGAUUGACAUGUCAUUUUAUGUCAGUCUCAUACAUUUUUAUAACUGUCACUGUCGAUUAUCAUAAUCGUUUGCAACUUGGCUAAGGCCAAGUUAACAUACGGCCUACUGCGAAAUUGACAUUAUGAAGACAAUUAUUGUUCUGACAGCUGUCAAAUCAGGCCAUAUUUAACAGAGUAGAAGGCGAGAAGGAAAACAUUAGAGCUUCAUAGAUAUCGUUGCAAUUAAUUAACGUAAUAGUAAGAUAAUGGUGCUAAUUCCUGUAAACACCAUCUAAUUUUAUUUUAGGUUAUAUCUGUCAUUUUCUUAUCCGCCGAAAACGAAAGGGACGGGUAAUCGACAAGCAUAAAAUUUAUGGAACACACGUCAAUUUUAAGCACAAAUCUAAAACAACCGUCUAAAAAUUCGCCCGGGUUAUUCAUUUAUUUACUCAUUCUUCCUAAAAUUAAGAGCUGUCAAUCAUCCGUCCCUUUCCUUUUCGGCGGAUAAGAAAAUGACAGGUAUAACUUAAAGUAAAAUUAAGAGAUGUCUGCAGGAAUCGGGGCCAUUGGCUCUGAUUCCAGUACACAGCAUCUAAUUUUAAUCGACAGGCAUAAAAUUUAUGGAACGCACGUAAAUUUUAGGCAGAAAUUUAAAAAAUCCUUCCAAAAUUUUUAGUUGACAGCACACGUUGAGUUGCAUUGCAUAUAAGCGAGAUGCCUAUUUUAUUCGCCCGGGUUAUUCAUUCAUUUUUAAAUUCACAGUUGUCAAGCAUCCGUCCCUUUCCUUUUCGGCGGAUUAGAAAAAGACAGGUAUAACUUAAAAUAAAAAUAGGUCUCUGCGGAAUCUGAGCCAUUAUUCGAAUUAUUUUAUUCCACAGUUAAAUUUAAUUUAUAUUUUUAAAUGCAUAAAUAUUCGGCAUAUAAAAUGACUGAUUUUGACUCCCAUAAUGUUAAUGAUAGGUAAUAAAUCGUUAAUUUAUUUCUGGUUUUCUAAGAAUUGUGUCAAAUUGUAUAUUAAAUAGCUAUUGCGUGUCAUAGAUCAUAUAUGAAAGAAAAUAUAUUUCUCUUUGAUGUAUAUUUAUUAUCUGAACCUUUCUAAGGUAAAAAUUGUACCCAGCCAAUACUAGAAGUCCGUUCUCAAAUAAUGUAGAAAAAAUAUGUCAUAAUUAUUAUAACUGCCUCCCAAAUUAAAUGAAAUUGUAAAUAAAAGAUGAGCAAAUGAUUAUCCUGUAAAUGUUUUGUGAAUUUGUGUGCAAUAAAGUGUUUUUAUUAUUAUUAUGAGCAUGUAUGGCUUAGUACCUUUGCCUAUCCUAUGGAUGAAUUAUAAGAACAAUUUUAAAAUUGCUUCGUAAAAUCUGUAUCAACCGGUAUUUAAAACGGUAAAAAGAAAAAAACAGUUAUUGGCGCCAAAUUACUUUAGCACAAAAAAGAAAAUAUGACCUAUGACGUGUAUAUUUUAUUAAAAUAACAUUUUAUCCAAACGUUACAUUAUGUAAGUAUGUGCAGAAAGUAUCGACAAUUUAUUUUUGGUCAAUUUUAUUAUAUUCGUAACAUUCCAUGUAUAAUGAUUGUGUGUAGUAUUUAUGAGUAUGUUACAUUCUGUUAAAAAAAAUAUAACUUUUACAUGA